AUGCCAGGAAGACUACUGAGCUGGCCAGACUGGCCCGAGUUCACCGCUGCCAAGGCAGAGUUGGGCGACGACCUGGUCGGAUACAAGAAAGCCAUCGUGGACAAGUAUGGAAAGGACAACAUCGUCAAGAGCUGGCUCAAGGUCUGCAAGGAACUGGAAUCCGUGACCGACCGCAUCGCCGAGCAGGGUACCGCCGUCAUCCCUGAGGUCCAAUAUGACGACAUGUUCAGCCUGACGUCUGAGAAGAAGCAGGCCUUGAAGGAUGUGGGAUGCUUUGUCGUCCGCAACGUCUUCAGCCGCGAGCAAGCAGACAAAUGGUUCUCGGAUCUGAAGGAAUACGUUGCUGCUAAUCGGUCGCAGAUUCGGGGCUGGCCCCAAGAGACGCCCUUCAUCCUCAACUUGUACUUUUCGCCCACACAAAUGGCGGCACGAUCACAUCCCAACCAGCUGAAACUCAGCGAGGAGCUCAACUCCUGGUGGCAUGACAAGGAUGGAUCUUAUUCCCCAGCGCCGUUGUCAUAUGCCGAUGGGGUGCGCAUCCGACCCCCAGGGGUGCCGUUCCGCGGUCUUGGUCCCCAUAUCGACGCAGGCAGCCUGUGUCGCUGGGCCGAUCCGACGUAUCAGUCCGUGUACGCGGCCGUGUUUUCGGGAAACCCUGAGUCGUUGGACAACUACGACUUGACCGCCCGCAAAACCGCCAACCAGGCCAUGUUCCCCGGUUCCGCACACUCGCGAGUCUUUCGCAGCUUCCAGGGGUGGACGGCCCUGACCGCGGCCGGGCUCGGCGAAGGCAGCUUGAUGCUGUACCCCAAUGUCAAGUGGACGAUCGCGUACCUUCUGCUGCGGCCGUUUUUCCAACCCCCCGACUCCGAGAAUGAGGAGGACAUCAUGGACGCCAGCAAAUGGACCUUCAACGCCGAGAGCCCAUGGUUCCCCGGCACCUUUCGGGAGGACAGCCAACUGCUGAGCCCAUCGUCUCACCCGCACCUACGGUUACGCGAGUGCAUGGUGGGCAUCCCACGGAUGGAACCGGGGGACACGGUGUGGUGGCACGCCGACAUGUGCCACGCGGUCGAGGUCGAGCACAACGGCGACCACGACGCCAGCGUCGCCUACAUCGCCGCCACGCCCAGCACCGACGAGAACAAACGCUACAUCAAGGGCCAGCUGGAGGACUUUCUCAACGGCCUCCCGCCCGAGGACUUCCGCAACGGGUCCAGCGAGAAGACGUUUCAGCUGUUCACGGGCGAGAAGGGUCUGUUGAGCGGCGAGGCCGGCAGGAGUGCCAUGGGCUUUGAUCUGCUCGCCUGA
Molecule: messenger RNA, 1311 nt
Organism: Fonsecaea erecta
Lineage: Eukaryota; Fungi; Ascomycota; Eurotiomycetes; Chaetothyriales; Herpotrichiellaceae
Exons: 2
Coding region: 1-1311 (436 amino acids)
Source: RefSeq, a predicted model, not a curated record